Musa acuminata AAA Group (dessert banana) is the source of this 795-nucleotide messenger RNA. Its product is annotated as transcription initiation factor TFIID subunit 10-like. The transcript has 6 exons. NCBI's taxonomy places the organism in Eukaryota, Viridiplantae, Streptophyta, Magnoliopsida, Zingiberales, Musaceae. Gene Ontology annotation, molecular function: promoter-specific chromatin binding; RNA polymerase II general transcription initiation factor activity. Gene Ontology annotation, biological process: transcription initiation at RNA polymerase II promoter. The coding region runs from base 134 to 550 and encodes 138 amino acids. The record is from RefSeq and is a predicted model, not a curated record. Gene Ontology annotation, cellular component: transcription factor TFIID complex; nucleus; SAGA complex.
GGUUGGGGCGCGUGAGCCCGGGGAUAAAAGAGGCGUAAGCGUCACGGAGGUCGGAGCAAAGCGAUAUCUUGGCGUCGAUUUCGUGCCAGCGUCGGCAAGGGGAGGCGAAGAAGGCGGCUAUCAGCGGGCGGCGAUGAACUCCUCGUCGUCGUCUUCGAUGGGGGGCGAGGGCAGACAUGACGACGACUCCGGCCUCACCGAGUUCCUCUCCUCCCUCAUGGACUACACCCCCACGAUACCGGACGAGCUUGUGGAGCAUUACCUUGGCAAGAGCGGCUUCCACUGCCCUGACUUGCGGCUAACCAGGCUGGUAUCUGUCGCAACGCAAAAGUUUAUGUUGGAGGUUGCAAAUGAUGCUCUUCAGCAUUGCAAGGCCAGGCAAGCAGCGCCAGUUAAGGAUAAGAGCAAGCAGCCAAAGGAUAAGAGGCUUGUCUUAGCAAUGGAGGAUCUUUCAAAAUCCCUCCAAGAGUAUGGAGUGAACUUGAAACACCAAGAAUACUUCGCCGACAACCCUUCCACCGGAAUGGACCCUACAUCAAGGGAGGAAUAGAUGAAUUUGCAUGCCUUGACUUUCUUUCUAGUGCCCUCGCUCGAAGCCUUUUAUGCUAUUAGGAGGUUGAAGCUUUGCUUGGUGAUUUCUUUCAUCAUAAUCUGUCUCAGUUGGAACCACAAUUAGAUGCUCCGUCAAUAUUUUUAACUGCUGUUCUUGAUCCUUUUGGCACAUAGACCGAGUUAUUUAUUUUCAUGUAAACAUGCUGCAUUAUUGUGAAUCUCAGCAAGCUUUAUUGUUUUGCA